Molecule: messenger RNA, 6167 nt
Organism: Folsomia candida
Lineage: Eukaryota; Metazoa; Arthropoda; Collembola; Entomobryomorpha; Isotomidae
Product: zinc finger protein Xfin-like
Exons: 29
Coding region: 181-5886 (1901 amino acids)
Biological process (GO): regulation of transcription by RNA polymerase II
Cellular component (GO): chromosome; nucleus
Molecular function (GO): RNA polymerase II transcription regulatory region sequence-specific DNA binding; DNA-binding transcription factor activity, RNA polymerase II-specific; chromatin insulator sequence binding
Source: RefSeq, a predicted model, not a curated record
CUCGGCUAAAAAAAACCGACCAGACCCACACAGCUGACAAAACCAAAACUCUGCUAAAUUAUAUUUGAGUUAAACUUUCUUCCAUAAAUCUAAAUACACAAUAUUUAGUCAGUUAAAUAAUUAAAUCUUCACGAUCGUCACGUCAUAAAUCGUGCGUACAUACAUUUGUAAAUAAGGAAAAUGUCGAAGGAACACAGUUUCCCUAAUUUUACAAAAAAGGGGACGGGACACAUUUUGCAAGACUUACUUUCCUCCACGGUCCUUCUCCAGAGGUCAAAUUUUGUCCCCCCAACGCAACCCGGGGACGAUUACAACUUUCCCCAGGGGGAUCACUCAUCCCCAGAAGUAACGUCCUCCUGCUCGAUCUGCGCUGAAUCUGGAACAAAUCUGCGCGCUCUCACCGUCCAGGAAAUGGAAAUCCUUGCCAAAUUCGUCCCAAAUCAGGAGCAAAUUUCUCUCAUUUUACAAACGGAAAAUCAUCCUGCAAUUUUGUGUUGCAAAAUUUGUGCUUCUGCAACCCUCUUUUUGGCCAAGAGGACUACGGAAAUCGAAAAUAUUACCAUUUCUCUCCGUGCCGUCAUUUCCAGGGGGAAUGGAAUCAUCUUCAAUAAAGGGCGAAAUGAAGCAAAAAUCAAUGAAUUAAGCACGUGUUCGAUCUGCUCCGAAUCUGGGACAAAUCAGCGUCCUCUCGCCGUGCAACAAAUGGAAAUUCUUGCCAAAUUCGUCCUAAAUCAGGAGCAAAUUUCUCUCAUUUUACAAACUGACGAUCAUCUGCCAAUUUUUUGUUGCAAAAUUUGCUCCUCCGCGAUCCUCUCGUUGGCCAAGUUGACCACGCAGAUUGAAAAUAUUACAAUUUCUCUCCGUGCAAUAAUCUCCAGAAGGAACGGACCGUUCAAUAAAGUGCGAAAUGAAUCUGCCGAAAUUAGUGAAUCUGCCCACCAAGUCGACAAUGAUGACAGCCACCAAUUAACCGGGGAGGAAGAAUUCUCCGUCAAAGUCGAGCCCACGUACGGCGACGAAAUCACGCCUGAUCCUCCAAAAAGUGACCACUCUGACGUUGACGUUGCAAAUUCCCACGUGCCAAAAUACGUGUGCAAAAUUUGUCGCCCCAACGCUGCAUUUUCCUGCUAUCACACCUACAAGCGCCACAUGAAGAAUAAGAACAUUCAUCCCGACGUUUCCGAGGCUAAUAUUGCAGACUAUCAACCUCAUUUGGAAUCAAGGAAAUUUGUGUGCAAAAUAUGUAAAAGAAAAUUCCUCAAAAAGUCCCACCUCGAGCGCCACAUGAGGAGCAAGAAUACUCAUCCCGACGUUUCCGACCCUGCUUUUUCCCUGGAGCAAGAAUUCUCCGUGAAAGUCGAGCUAACCAAUGAUGACGGUGACGAAAUCACGUCUGAUCCUCCGUACCAUCCAGAAAGUGACGAUUACCACUCUGACGUUGACGUUGCAAAUUCCAAUGUGCCAAAAUAUGUGUGCAAAAUUUGUCACCCCAACGCCACAUUUCCCAGAUGGGACACCUACAAGCGCCACAUGAAGAACAAGAAGAUUCAUCCCGACGUUUCCGAGGCUGAUAUUGCAGCCUAUCAACCUCAUUUGGAAUCAAGGAAAUUUGCGUGCAAAAUAUGUAACAAGAAAUUCCUCAAGAAUGCCCACCUCCUACGACACUUGACCAGUAAGACGAUUCAUCCAGACGUUUCUGAUGCGGAUUUUGCUGCCGCAUUUAAGACAACAAUAGAGCGAAAACGACCCGUCGUCCCCCGAAAACGGAAGCCGUUUCCGUGUCCAAAAUGUGACAAGAGUUUCAACUCGAGCGGAGGCUUACUACAUCACACUCGCCUCUCUCACGAAUGGCUCCGUUUUCAACGCAAGUGCACCUUUUGCACCAAAGUCUUUAUAAACUCGACCUCAUUGCAAAGGCACAUGCACACCCGGCACAAUGUUCCAAUUCCAGAAGAAGAAACCCGGCAUUUUUGCGCAAUCUGUGCAAAAACCUUGAGCAGCUUGACGAGCAAGCAGUGUCACGUGGAAAAGGUCCAUUUUCCCGACAAGACGUCCUGUCCGUACGGAUGCGAAGUUAAGAUUGACUCGGAGGCUGACUGGGUGACACAUUUGGAGGGGUGCGAUUCAGAAAAAAUGAAUGCAGAAUCUGAAUCCGUUUGCAAAUAUUGUCCAGCCGUGUUUCGCAACCUCCUUUUGCAGAUCGAACACCGUCUCCGCGUCCAUCCGGCAAACUCGUUAUCGUGUUCCACGUGUGGGCAGAGAUUUACCCUGCAAUCCGCCCUCACCGAUCAUCCUUGCACAAAAACAGCCACCACGUCGCAGAAUUCGGGGCCCGACGUCGUUGACCCUGGAGCAAAAUAUGUUGCGGGUACUAUCAUCGUUUCCGAAUUUAUCCAACAAGUCGUGCCUGACGAGGGGUCUUCUCCCCCCAAUAUUUGCAACAAUGUGGACCUCCAUCAAUUACCCGAAGAGGAGGAAGAAUUAAAAAUCGAGCAAAUUUACGAAAAUGACGACUCUGACCAAAUCACGUCUGAUCCCCUCUACGAUCCAGAAAGGGGGCAAAGUGACUACGAAUCAGACGUUGACGUUGCAAAUUCCCACGUGCCAAAAUACUUGUGCAAAAUUUGCCAACCCAACGUCACAUUUACCAGUUUUGACGCCUACAAGCGCCACAUGAAGAAUACAAAUAUUCAUCCCGACGUUUCCGAUGCGGACAUAACCGACUUUCAAACAAGGAAAUUUGCCUGCAAGAUAUGUAAAAGAAAAUUCGCAAAAAACUCUAACCUCUUACGACAUUUGACCAACAAGAAAAUUCAUCCCGACAUUUCUGAUGCGGAUUUUGCGGCCGCAUUUAGAACGACAAAGCGAGUGGUCCCUCCUCCAAAACCUGUUUUUGAACCUGCCCAUCUCUGUCCAAAAUGUGGGCAAAGAUUUACCCUCCAGUCCGUCCUUUCUCGGCACCUUUGUUCCGCCAAAACCGGCACAAAUUCAGGACCCGAAUUUGAAUCAGACUUCACGGUCCAACCGGACGUCACGUUGAAUGGCCACGUGAGGAACGAGAAUAUUAACGCCGAUAUUUCCGAAUUAUCCAGCCACGCCGCGCCUGACGAGGGGUCUCCUCCUCUUUCCGACCAGAUUUCCAACAAUGACGCUGACCAACAAUUAAUUGAAGAAUUUUCCGUAAAAGUCUACCCAAUUUCCGACGAUCCGGCUGAUCCUCUAAAAAUUUCAGAAAGUGAGGAUGACGACGUUGCCCCCGUGGCCAAUCCAGGGGUCCCUGCUGAACCAAAAUAUGUUUGCAAAAUAUGCCAACCCAACGUCGCAUUUGACAGGCAUCGCAACUAUAAGCGCCACAUGACCAACAAGAAUAUUCAUCCCGACAUUUCCAGUGCUGAUAUUGCCCGCUUUCAUCCUCAUUUAGAAUUGAAGCAAUAUGCGUGCCAAUUAUGUCCUAAGAAAUUCGCCGGGCAUUGUCACCUCCUCCGACACUUGAGCAGCACGACAAUCCAUCCCGACAUUUCUGAUGCGGAUUUUGCGGAGCGGCUCCUCUCUCUGCACGAGAAGCCACUCCCAUGUCCCAAAUGCGACCAGAGUUUCCCCUCGUACUUGACUUUUCGCCAACAUUUUUUUCGCUCUCACGAAUGGCUCCCUUACCGCCGGAAGUGUACCCUUUGUCCGAAAGUCUUCUCCAAAUUGACCUUAUUGCAAGGGCACAUGUUCGCCCGGCACAAUAUUCCAAUCCCGGCAGGCGCACGGCAAGAAGCGCGUCACUCGUGUCCCAUGUGUGCAAAAACUUUCUCCGGUCUGACAACCAAGCAGCGCCACGUGGAACUCGUCCACCUGCCCGACAAGACGUCCUGUCCAUACGGAUGCGAAACCAAGAUUGACUCGGAGGCUGACUGGGUGACGCAUUUGGAGCGGUGCGACUCUCCAAAAAUGAGUGCCGAAUCGGAAUGCGCUUGCAAAUAUUGUCCUGCCAUGUUCCGCAACCUCCUCUUGGAGAUGGAACAUCGCCUUCGCGUCCAUCCCGAAAAUACGCGCCCUUGCCUUUCCUGCGGGAAGAGGUUUAUCCACCACACUGUUCUCCAUAAUCACCGUUGUUCCAAAAAUGGUCCGGUUCCAAAGUCUGGACUUGGGGUCACUCCUGAUUCAAAAGAUGGCGCUGCCUCUCAGGUUUCAGGAUCUUUCCACAAAAUCGAGCCGAUCGACGACCCCGAAGAAACCACGUCGGACCCUCUCUACCAUCCAGAAAGUGACGAUGACGACGCCAACAGUGAGCCCCAUGCAGGGUCAAAAAAAUACAGAUUUACGUGCAAAAUGUGUAAAAGGAAAUUCACCAAAAAUGAUCACCUCAUACGCCACAUGAAGAAUAAGAAUAUUCAUCCCGACAUUUCAGCCGCUGAUGUUUCCGACCGUCAACCUCACUUAUCAUCAUCGGCGAAAUUUGUGUGCAAAAUAUGUAACAAAGAAUUCGCAAAAAACUGCCAUCUCCUCCGACAUUUGAGAAACAAAAGAAUACAUCCCGACCUUUCUGAGGCUGACAUUUCAGUCGAAUUUACAGUGGUUCCGCCUCCUUUAGCUUCGAAAAAAUUUGCGUGCAAAAUAUGUGGCACGAAAUUCACCAAGAAUCAGCAACUCCUCCGACACUUGAGGAACAAGAAGAUACAUCCUGACAUUUCCGAUGCGGAUUUUCUCGCUGCAUCAACCGGAGGAGAUCGGUCCGUGCCUCAACCUCAGAAAUUAUUUCCAUGUCCAAAUUGUGACAAGCGUUACUUCUCCAGCAGGGAUUUAGACCAUCACAAACGCCACGCGCACGAAUGGGUCCCUUUCCGCCGGAAGUGUACCCUUUGCCCGGUAACCUUCACGAAGUUGAUCCUAUUGCAGAGACACAUGCAGAAAUGUCACGAUGUUCCAAUCCCGCGGCAAGAAAAUUCCUGUACCAUAUGUUCCAAAACCUUUGUCAAGUCAGAAUCCAAGAAUAGUCACGUUGAGCUGGUCCAUUCUCCGGACAAGACGUCCUGUCCGUACGGAUGUGAAGUCAAGAUUGACUCGGAGGAUGAAUGGGUGACACAUUUGGAGGGGUGUGAUUCCCCAAAAAUGAGUGCAGAAUCGGAGUGCGUUUGCAAAUAUUGUCCCGCCGUGUUCCGCAACAUCCUCCUGCAGAUCGAACAUCGCUUCCGCAUCCAUCCCGCAAACACGUACUCUUGUCCCACUUGUACGCAAAGAUUUACCUGUAAAGCUGUCCUCAAUCAGCAUCAUUGCACCUUAAUUGGAAACAUUGGCAGCACAGCAAACAUCGGAAACGUUCCAAAAAAUUCCGAAAAACAAAAAUUCCUUUGCACCAUCUGCCAACCGAACGUCUCCUUUAACACGUCGGGGGCCCACGUGCGUCACAUGAGGGACAAGAAUAUUCACCCGGACAGUGCAGAUGCGCAUGUUUCCCAGGUCAAACCGCGUUUAAAAUCAAGAAAAUUUCCGUGCAAAAAAUGUGGCAUAAAGUUCUCGCGGAGUAAUCAUCUCGUCCGGCACAUGAUGAAUAAAAAUUUACAUCCCGAUGUUGUUUCCCCGGGUAGCAAGAUUUCCGCCGGAUCUACGAGGGAGACGGGAUGCGACCAGAAAGCAAGAAUCCCGCGCUCCCUUCCUGGCGGGACUAAACGGAAAUGCACCCGUUGCCCGAGGCAGUUUGCGCACGUGACCUUAUUGCAGAAGCACAUGCAGCAAUGGCACAACCUUUCCAUGCCGAACAACUUAUCCAGGCCGCGUUACCCUUGUGAAGUGUGUGCAAAAACAUUCGCCAAAAAGGCGCACCUCCUCCUUCACGUCGAGUUGGUCCACUUUUCCGACAAGACGUCUUGUCCGUACGGAUGUGAAGUAAAGAUUGACUAGGUGGCUGCCUGGGUGACGCACUUGGAGGGGUGCGACUCGCCAAAAAUGACUCGACCUGCGCUUGCCAAUUUUGCCACGCCGUGUUCCGCAACACUUUCCUACAGAUGGAACACCACCUGCGCCAACAUCCCGACCAGGCUUUCUUGUGUCCCAUUUGUAAGGAAGGAUUCACCCGCCAAUCGGCCCUUCAGACUCAUGUGAACAAUUGUAAAAUCAGAAAUUGUGAUUCGCUAAAUAAUUGAAAAAUAAAUAUGAAAAUGCAGUGAUACGAGUUCCAAGUC